GAACUGUAGUUUGCAGUUCACUGCUAGAAUUGCUUUGGAUUAACCACCCACGAAAUACUAAAAUGUUCUAUAAUCUAGAUAUUCUCAGCCGCCGUGGUGGGAAAUUUGGUGUUAUAUGGCUAGUAGCGAAUCAAAAACUAAGAGUUAAAGGAGCCGGCUCUAAGAAAGAUUUACGCCUCGUGCUCGAAGUUCAAGUCGACCGUAUAUGCCAAGAUAUAUUACGGCAUGUGAAACUUGAAAAUCAAGGAAGGUUAUCGCAACGUUCGAACCCGCGAUUUUCUCUCUAUCUCUCUGCCAUGCUUACGCAUGGCGCCGUCUUAGUUCAUCAUCGCCAAGUGACCCAUACCAUUGCUCAUUUCCAACUGACUUUCCAGCAGCACAACAUUGCUAAGAAUUUAAAAGAGACUAAUAUUAGCUGCAGUGCCCUAGACCUGACUGAUGUAGUUGUUGGAGCAGAAGAAAAUUUGUUAAGUGACAAAUUAACUUUGGAACAACGGGAGUAUGGGCAAUUAGUUGAUGUUGUUGAUGCCCUUAGGAUAUCUGCUCUCCAAAAUAGCCCGCCACAAGGACUAUCUGAAGCUCCACUUCUACUAAAUCAAACAACCUCUGUUGAUGAAAUUGAAAAAGAUUUUGCAGAGUACUUCAACCUAACUUCUCAAAAUCCUAAUGGGAAUUUUGUUGCACCAGAGGAAAUCACAAUGAGAGAGGAAGAAUCUGCUGUGAGAAUGUUGCCAGAGCUGAUUGAUGAAAGUUUUGGUGUUGUCCAAGAAGGUACUGAAAAUAUCACAGAAUGGGGAACUAAAGAAUUGCCAUCAGUACUAGAAUCAAUGGAAACUGACCAUCCGUUUGGAGCAGGGCGACCAAAUUUGCAAAGAAGCAAUUCGAAGCGCGUACACAAUGGUUGUUCAGUUGAGGAAGAUGUUCCGAGCAAACAGAGUCGUAUUGAUCAACCCGGGGAGCCUGUUUCUGCUCUUGCCUCUGCUGUAAACGAGACAAUGGAUUUUAUUUUGGAACCACUUCAAGAUUCGCCUAUAAGAGCACAGCGCCGUAGACGACGUCGUUUGAUGGUUGAUGCCGAAACGAACAUUCCAGCGGAGAUUUUCCGCUCGCAGUUAAAUAAUUAUGAAAACAGCCUAAGGGUUACAGAUGCAAGGAACGAUUUAAUAAUCCCGCAAUAUGCUGAAUCCACCGUUAAUCACUUAAUGCAACGCCCAUCAGUCUUAAACAUGCAAAGCCCUUUAUCGUAUCUUUUAACAAGAAACAUGAUUACGCGACAACUUGACGAUUCGCACUUCGAUGUUCCAUUUUCGAAGACACUUCGUAUGGAAAACAGCACGCAGCGUGAAUCGAGAAUUGCCAAUGUAUCGGGUGUCGGCUCUACUAGUAACAUCUCUGUUCCCCUAACGACACCAGCAACCGAGAAGCAUGAUGAAAUUCCAGUGGCGCCACGUGUAGAAAAUGUCAAUAAUACGGUCGAAAACAUUCCAGUUAUGGAUGGUAACUUCGAGGAGGUCGAAAGAGCUCGCGCCGGACAAUCCAAUGAAGCUUCUUUGAUCCUUUCUUUGAAUACAAGCAGCCUAACUAACAGAGACAAUUCAGGUCUUGAAAUAUCGCGCACAUCUCCCGCGGAGCGGCAAAGAGGCAAAAAUCCCUGUAUGGAUACUCUUGUAGAGGCCUCCGUUGAAAACAGCCGCGGAACUAAAAGCUCGGCUAACGAAGAUUGUAAUCGUCCUAUUACUUCAAACGAAAAAACUCUGGUUGACAGUACGAAUGCCACCGUGACUGAUCAAACACUUGCCCCGCAUCCUUCAGCACCACUUAGUGCUAUCGCUGAGAAAGAAACCAAUUCUUCUGUCCCGUCCGAUGGAGCAUCCCCUAUUCUUGAAGACAUUCCUCAAACUUCGGUUGAUAAACAAGAUUUGCUAGCGUCUAAUGGACAAGCAGUAUUUCGCGGAUCUCCUAGCGUUCCUAUGACCAUACAUCACCGUGAAAUUUCUUUUUCCCAAGCAGAAGUUCCUGAAGAUAGUGAUUUGUUAAACAUGAUCGAUGCGUUGACUGAUAAAAUUUCGGACACCGUUACAUUUCGGGAACUUGUUCCACCCUCGAGUUAUAGCAGAAUAGAGGCAGCCAAGAUCUUCAGCCGUCUGUUGGUGUUAAAAAAAGAAAGCCGAAUCGACUUGCAUCAAAAACUGACCGGUAUGCUGCCGUAUGAAGACAUACACAUAAACAUGCAUAAUCACUAGAAAUUUUUAGCUAUGCUCGUAGUAUGGUACGAUACUAUGUCUUUUUACCUCCCGUUGACAACGUUUAAAAGUUCAGUUUUUUAUUGUUUCUCGUUAAGCGAACAGUGCUAUAUUUAAGAGAUAUAGAUAUCUAUAUUUUAAUGGUUUAAAGCGGCAAGCAUAGAUAUUUAACUUCUAAAAUUGAUGUUUAACUAUGCCAGAGUCAUUUAUUUACGAUAU
Molecule: messenger RNA, 2462 nt
Organism: Daphnia carinata
Lineage: Eukaryota; Metazoa; Arthropoda; Branchiopoda; Diplostraca; Daphniidae
Exons: 16
Coding region: 63-2243 (726 amino acids)
Biological process (GO): mitotic sister chromatid cohesion; replication-born double-strand break repair via sister chromatid exchange; synaptonemal complex assembly
Cellular component (GO): synaptonemal complex; cohesin complex
Molecular function (GO): protein binding; chromatin binding
Source: RefSeq, a predicted model, not a curated record